This is a messenger RNA of Vanrija pseudolonga, 891 nucleotides long. RefSeq names its product Short-chain dehydrogenase cctT. The transcript has 3 exons. The coding region runs from base 1 to 891 and encodes 296 amino acids. Lineage: Eukaryota; Fungi; Basidiomycota; Tremellomycetes; Trichosporonales; Trichosporonaceae. The record is from RefSeq and is a predicted model, not a curated record. Gene Ontology annotation, biological process: phosphatidic acid biosynthetic process; triglyceride catabolic process. Gene Ontology annotation, molecular function: triacylglycerol lipase activity; acylglycerone-phosphate reductase (NADP+) activity. Gene Ontology annotation, cellular component: endoplasmic reticulum; lipid droplet.
AUGGAGCAGCGCGUCGUACUGAUAACAGGCUGCGGCGAGCCGACGUCGAUCGGCGCCGCGCUCGCGCUCGAGCUGAAAGCUCACGGGCUGAGGGUGUUCGCGACCGCGCGCAACGUGGGCAGCAUGGCGGGUCUAGCGGCGGAGGGCAUCGACACGCUCGAGCUCGACGUGACCUCGCCUGCGUCGAUACGCGUCGCCGUGACGACGCUCGAAGACGCCACGGGCCGCCUCGACGUCCUGGUCAACAACGCGGGCGUGAUGGGCCGCUCGCCGCUCCUCGAUACCGACCUGGCCGCACUGCGCGCCAUGCUCGAGGUCAACACGCUCGCGCCGCUCGCGAUGGUGCAGGCGUGUGCGGGGCUGCUUGUCGCCGGCGCGCUGAGGAGCGGGCGGGAUAGCGUCGUGGCGAACAUCAGCUCGAUCGGGGCUAUCGGGCUGCCGUUCAUGGGCGCGUAUGGCGUGUCCAAGGCCGCCGAGACAGCCCUCUCCGACACGCUCCGCCGCGAGAUCGCCAACCUGCGCAUCCGCGUCGUGACCGUCUCCCUCGGCUCGGUGCAGACGCAGAUGGCAGUAGGCGACAAGAGCGUCCCGCUGCUCAGCGGCAAGCCGUCGGGCUUCUUUCCGAACUGGGAGCAGCUGGACGCGGCGGCCAAACACACGAUGGUGAAGAAUGCCGCGAGCGGGCCAUUACCUCGCACCGUGGCGCGGCGCCUCGCGGCCGAGCUGGUUGCCAAGCCCCGCGGGCACAUAUGGGACGGGUUCCCGGCGUGGGUGUUCCGCUUCGUCGUGCCCCUCCUGCCUGUCGCGCUGCUCGACUGGAUCCUGCGGACGAGUACCAGCGCGGGGCUGGUGCUUGCGCCAUCGGCGGGUGACACGCCAAAGACCGAAUGA